AUGUUUUUGCACCUUGCCAGCAUUUUCACCUCCGACAUGUUUGGAUACAUUGUCAGAGACGGAGGAAUUAACCGGCCAAAGCCCCCCGUAGGCCGGGCAUUGGCCAUUCCCGUCAUCGAAGAUAACCUUCGGCAUCCGGCGCGCAUCCCCUCGGCCGCCGAAGUGGAGUCCUUCAACCGGCUUCGGCCCGACCGGACCCAGCCCGGGCUUGUCGCCACCGGGCAGAACAAUUGCACUGGAGCGGGAGGUUAA
This is a messenger RNA of Colletotrichum lupini, 252 nucleotides long. RefSeq lists its product as uncharacterized. The coding region runs from base 1 to 252 and encodes 83 amino acids. The transcript has 2 exons. The record is from RefSeq and is a predicted model, not a curated record. Lineage: Eukaryota; Fungi; Ascomycota; Sordariomycetes; Glomerellales; Glomerellaceae.